UUGUUCUUUUAACAUGAUGAUUAGUUUAUUUGCCUGGCAAUGAUUGCCGAGAGAUACUCACUGGUAGCUUAGCAAUUUCAAACCUUUUUGAGUAAGAAAACAAAAGGAAGAAGAUGAAGGCCAUGAAUGACAGUAACAACGAUGAUGGAAACAAUCAUAACUGGUUGGGGUUCUCUCUUUCACCCCAAAUGAAAAUGGAGGUUACUUCUGGUCCUCCACAACAUCAUCAUCAUCAUCACUACCAAGCCCAGGCUUCUGCAUCUGCCACUAUUUCUAACACUAUUCCCACAACCUUUUACUUAUCCUCUUCUCACCUAGGCAACUCCGGAAUCUGUUAUGGCGUUGGAGAAAAUAGUAACUUCCAUUCUCCUUUGACUGUAAUGCCUCUCAAGUCAGAUGGGUCACUUUGUAUCAUGGAAGCUCUCGGUAGAUCACAAACGCAAGUGAUGGUGCCAACUUCAUCACCAAAACUGGAAGACUUUCUAGGUGGUGCAACUAUGGGAACUCACGAAUAUGGAGGGCAUGAAAGAGGGGAAACAAUGGCUCUGAGCCUAGACAGCAUCUAUUACAACACCCAAAAUGCAGAAGCACAACCCAACAGAGAUCAUUCACUGGACCUUCUUUCAGAACCCUUCAGGCAACAAGGGCACAUGAAUGUCCAAUCACAUCCUUAUUAUUCUUCAGGACUCGCUUGCCAUGGGAUAUAUCAAACGCCGAUAGAGGAAGAAACAAAGGAAACUCAAGUUGCAGUUUGCAGCACCCAAAUGCCUCAAAUGACAGAAGAAGGCUUGAAAAACUGGGUGGCUCCAAGGGAGUAUUCUGCUCAGCUGGCUCUGGAGCAGCAAAUGAACUGUGGCACAGGGAAUGAUCGUGUGUCUCUUGGAACAGUAGGGUGUGGGGAGUUACAGUCACUAAGCUUGUCUAUGAGUCCUGGUUCUCAGUCUAGUUGUGUCACUGCUCCUUCUGGGACAGACUCGGUGGCUAUGGAUGCAAAAAAGAGAGGCCAUGCUAAGCUGGGUCAGAAGCAGCCAGUGCAUAGGAAAUCCAUUGACACAUUUGGACAGAGAACAUCUCAGUAUAGAGGCGUGACAAGGCAUAGAUGGACUGGUAGAUAUGAAGCGCAUUUGUGGGAUAACAGUUGCAAGAAGGAGGGGCAGACUAGGAAAGGAAGACAAGUAUAUUUGGGGGGUUACGAUAUGGAAGAGAAAGCUGCAAGGGCCUAUGAUCUUGCAGCCCUUAAGUACUGGGGACCUUCAACGCAUAUUAAUUUCCCGUUAGAAAAUUACCAAGCCGAACUUGAAGAAAUGAAGAAUAUGACUAGGCAGGAAUACGUUGCCCACUUGAGGAGAAAAAGCAGCGGAUUUUCAAGGGGUGCUUCAAUGUACAGAGGGGUCACAAGGCACCACCAACAUGGAAGAUGGCAAGCAAGGAUAGGCAGAGUUGCUGGGAACAAAGACCUUUACCUUGGAACAUUCAGUACUCAAGAGGAAGCAGCUGAAGCAUAUGAUGUAGCUGCAAUAAAGUUCCGUGGGGUAAGUGCAGUCACAAACUUUGAUAUAUCAAGAUACGAUGUUGAAAGGAUCAUGGCCAGUAAUACUCUACUUGCUGGGGAGCUGGCAAGGCGAAACAAAGAUAGUGAUCUAAGAACAGAAGCCAUUGACUAUAAUAUUGGUGUAACAAGCCAGAACAAUGUGGAUGCGGUUCAAGCUAGAAACAACAAUGAGAAAGAUUCACAGUGGAAAAUGGCUUUGUUCAACCACCAUUCACAGCAACAGUCAAAUGGGUGUGACCAAAAAACCAUUAACUGCGGAAAUUAUAGAAACUCUGCACUCUCUGUGGCCCUACAAGAUCUCAUUGGGAUUGAUUCAGCGGGUUCUGGCCAGCCCAUGUUGGAUGAGUCUUCAAAGAUUGGAACUCAUUUUUCAAACCCGUCCUCGCUGGUUACCAGUUUAAGCAGCUCAAGAGAACCUAGCCCUGAUAAAACGGGUCCCUCACUACUGUUUCCAAAGCCCCCAAUGGAAGCAAAGAUUGUUAACCCUAUUGUUACUGGUGUUAGCUCUUGGUUUCCAUCACCGGCAGUGCAAAUGAGACCAGCUUCUGCUAUUGCUUUGUCUCACUUGCCAGUUUUUGCUGCUUGGAACGACACUUAAAAGAGAGAAAUACCCUUCAUUUUUCAUGUUAUGUUAUGUUCUGCAUGUGAAAGAAGGAAAAAAAAAAGAAAAAAAAGAAAAAGGGUGUUUGGAGGGUUGUGAAGAAAUCGUUGAUGAGAGAAAAAGGUAGGUUUUGAAGUAACAUUUGGCGUUUCUAUUUUGCCAAUACCUAAGUGCAGGAAUUUGGGGGAUUAGUGAGAGGCAGGUUUGGGGCCACUUAUCUGUCAUCUUUAUGUAACAAGUG
Molecule: messenger RNA, 2394 nt
Organism: Abrus precatorius (Indian licorice)
Lineage: Eukaryota; Viridiplantae; Streptophyta; Magnoliopsida; Fabales; Fabaceae
Product: AP2-like ethylene-responsive transcription factor ANT
Exons: 9
Coding region: 114-2150 (678 amino acids)
Biological process (GO): regulation of DNA-templated transcription
Molecular function (GO): DNA binding; DNA-binding transcription factor activity
Source: RefSeq, a predicted model, not a curated record